AUGAUGAAGGAGAGAUUCUCGAAGCUGCUGCUCGGAGAGGACAUGUCAGGAUGCGGGAAGGGCGUCUGCACGGCAUUGUCGAUCUCAAACGCCAUCACCAACCUCUGCGGUAUUGUUUCUUUGACCUGGGUAGGUUUCGAGGUUGAAGACGGCGUCCUGUUCGCUAAUUCGAUUGUUUCUUCCGCCAUGGUUCUUGGAUGGACGCCUCACCAGGCACCGUCUUUGGGCAAAUCUGGAGGUUGGAGCCACUGCCCCCCGAGAAGAAGGCCCUGUGGAGGCGAGAGAUGGAAUGGCUUCUCUGUGUCAGCGAUCACAUCGUCGAAUUCACGCCCUCUGUGCAGACAUUUCCAGACGGAAGCAAGCUUGAGGUCCGCAGGGUUCCCGCUGUCUGUCUGUCUGUCUGUCUGUCUCUCCCCCUCUCUCUAUCAAUCUCUAGCAACCUCUGUUUCCAGAGCUGAAAUCGUAUGCGUUUCAGGUGAUGAGUUGCAGACAACGCUCCGAUCUGUUCAUCAAUCUCCCGGCCCUUCGCAAAUUGGACAACAUGCUCCUCGUGAGACCUCUUUCUCCCGCUGCUUCUUCUUCUUCUUCGAAAGUGGGGGUUCCAGUGGUUGACUCGCUGCGCGCUGCAGGAGAUUCUCGAUAACUUCAGCAAGACGGAGUUCUGGUACGUUGAUCAGGGGAUUCUGGCAUCGGAGUCGGACGGCGGCUCAAGCUCCUUCCGGAGGCCCCUCCAGCGCCAGGAGGAGAAGUGGUGGUUGCCGGUGCCCCGCGUCCCCACCGGCGGCCUCCAGGAGGGCGCGAGGAAGCAGCUCCAGUACAAGCGCGAGUGCACGAAUCAGAUCCUCAAGGCGGCCAUGGCCAUCAACAGCAACUCCCUAGCCGAGAUGGAGGUCCCUGAAGCCUACUUGGACUCGCUCCCAAAGGUGUGGUGCGGCCUCGCGUCACCUUCUGACCGAAUAGAUUCGCGACGCUUUCGGAAAGUUUUCUUUUUCCUUUCUUAUGCGCUGACUUGCGUGCCGGCGGGAUCUGGGUCUCUCUCAGAACGGUAAGGCGGCGCUCGGGGACCUGAUCUACCGCUACAUCACCUCGGACCAGUUCUCACCAGAAUGCCUCCUGGACUACCUCGACCUGUCCUCCGAGCACCGGGCUCUGGAGAUCGCCAACCGGGUGGAGGCCUCGAUCUUCGUCUGGCGGCGGAGGGUCAACCCUAGGGCGGUCAACCCGCCGCCACGGCCGAACACCAGAUGGGGGAUGGUCAGGGACCUCAUGGGGGACGCCGAGCGGAGGGAGCUGCUGGCCGACAGGGCCGAGAGCCUCCUCAUUUGCCUGAAGCAGAGGUUCCCUUGCCUCACCCAGACGACCUUGGACAUGACCAAGAUCCAGUGCAACAAGGUUCUGGCUUUCUCCGACGACUCUCCGUCUCUCCCUCUCUCUCCUCAAUAAAAAUACAAAGGAAUCAGAUUCUUCAUCAGCCCACACUCAUCUCGUCUUCCUCCUUUCUUCUUCUCCAGGACGUCGGGAAAUCCAUUCUGGAGGGUUACUCUAGGGUUCUGGAGAGCCUGGCCUUCAACGUCAUCGCCCGCAUCGACGACCUCUUGUACGUAGACGACCAGACGAAGCAUUCCGACAAGUUCUCGCCGACGAUCUCCAACGUCAGCGUGAUCGCCCACAAGCGAGUCUUGAUCUCCCCCUACUCAGUGCCCAUCUCAAGCACUCCUUACGCCACCCCGAGCUUCUCGCCGGCGCCGGCGGCCAGCCCGGCGAGGGGUGCCGGCGGCAGGACCCCCUUCCUCGCCAGGAAGCCCCCCCCUCACCACAGUCGCGGGUUCGGUGUGAAGAAGGCGUUGACUGAAUACCUCGGCGUGGACGCCGUCAAGGGGAAGAACUGUAAUAAAAAUGGAGCAAGCUCGCCGCCGAUCAGGGACCCCGGAUCGCCAUCGGCAGGAAACCUGGAAGGCCGACUGACCACUACUAGAGAGCUUUUUCCCAAGAAUUAA
Molecule: messenger RNA, 1997 nt
Organism: Spirodela intermedia
Lineage: Eukaryota; Viridiplantae; Streptophyta; Magnoliopsida; Alismatales; Araceae
Source: the annotation of a GenBank genome assembly